Messenger RNA from Sporothrix schenckii 1099-18, 414 nucleotides. Its product is annotated as DASH complex subunit DAM1. The coding region runs from base 1 to 414 and encodes 137 amino acids. Gene Ontology annotation, biological process: mitotic sister chromatid biorientation. Gene Ontology annotation, cellular component: DASH complex; mitotic spindle pole body; mitotic spindle polar microtubule. Lineage: Eukaryota; Fungi; Ascomycota; Sordariomycetes; Ophiostomatales; Ophiostomataceae. The record is from RefSeq and is a predicted model, not a curated record. The transcript has 2 exons.
AUGUCGUUUGAACCGCUUGGUUCAUCCGGCCGACAGGAGUCUACGUCACGCACGCGAACGUCACGCCCUACCACGCCACUUCGAGCAUCGUCGCGCUCGUCAUUCCGAGAAUCUGCCCGAGGUAGUGUUCUCGGUGACGCACAGUUUCCACUUAAUGCAUUCGAGCCAGCUUUUGCAGAACUUUCGGAGGCUAUGGCUGAUUUAGAGGCGAAUAUGAUGCACUUCCAGUUGAUGCAUGAAAGCCUCGCACGGUUUAGCGAGAGCUUCGCCAGCUUCAUGUACGGCUUGAAUAUGAACGCCUACUGCGUGGACUUUCCCGAGGGUCCCGUCUACGAAUCGUUUAAGAGAGUCAGGCAGAGGGAGGAAGCGGCAGGAGCCGACCAUGAGAUAGGCGGCCUGGCUGGAGGUGAGUAA